AUUCAUCCAUCUACCCAUCUUUUUUUUCUUUUUUUUCUUCAAAACUCUUAAUUGAAUCAUUAUAUCUUAAUUUGAGGAAUUUUUCUUUUAUUUCUCUCCCCUCACUUUCUUCUUCCUCUCUCCUGCAUGCAUUUACUUUAUCUCACCAUUGUCGUACAUACAUACAUCCUUCCUCCUCCGUAGAUACUCUCCUUUUCUACAUCCCCCGUCCCAUCACAUCUCAUCUCAUCUCAUCUCAUCGUAUAUCUCCAACAGAGAAAUCUACAUAAAAAUUCGACACUCGUUUGUGCAUGCAACUUUCUCGUACAAUACAACAUCGUCAUUUCUACUGUAUAUCGUAGUUAAUUAAUUUGCGACAAUCCCGGAGAGAGCCCAUCUUACCACCACCUUCACAUUUAAUUUAUACGAAUUUUAAGGAAUUACAAUACUUCGUACUUUGUACUUUGUACCUUCAAAUCAAACUCAAUCGCUUUCUCCUCUCUACAGACUGAUUUGAUUCCUACGAAAAAGAAAGAAUUCCCACUGUCGUUUAAUUCUCAAAGAUUGUGAAACGGGAAAAGAUUUACGACCUUACCUCCUCCUCCUCCUCCUCCUCCUCCUCACCUUACCUCACCUACCCAGUUUUGAGAAAACAUAUUCAUUUUUUAUAUUUUAUUUUAUUUUAUUUUAUUUUUUCUUUCAAAUUUAGUCAGCCUCAUCAAUCAGUCAACCCGCUGCAGGUCAGAGAACGGGCGACUUGAUGACAUUCGUUUGUUUUCCGCUAUCUUCAUUGUAGGAAUUGCAAUGUUCACUUAAAUUCUUCGACAUAUAUCUGCUCUCCGCAGUGUUGCGGCAAUGCAUGGUUCUACCUUGACAAUGCCUUCGAUCUUCGAAUCGAACCCCCCUUUCCCUCGUUCUCACUCUUCCUCCAAUAUUCCUGAUUUAGUCAACAUUGACUACAAAAAUUCAUCCAUCCACAACGACACAGAACUUCCACGAUCUGCGAGUUUCAGUACUUUACCAACCAUUGAAGAUCCGAGUACCGAUUAUGAUGAAGGGGGCUUACACAGACUAAACUCUGCCGCCAGCACCCCAUCUUUUCCUGCACCCCAAAUAGUAACACCGUCGCCGAAAUCAAGUUCAAUUCGAGAAGGGAAAACGAGUAAUCGACUUACGAAGGAGGAGAAGCCGAAAAAUGGGAGGUCUGGGAGGAGAAAAUCACUGGUGGCACGUCCAAAGUCUUGGAUUCAAAAAGUCAAAGGAUCUCCUGAGGGAAGCUCAGCUCCUGAAUAUGCCAACUCAACAUCAGAUGAAGCACUUCCAGUGUCGCAGGCUUCUAAAGCUUCCCGCGAAAAGACAAAGUCUGUAUCAGAAACGUUUGCUACGUUUGCACGCAAGUCUUGGAUCUCGUCAUCCUCAAGAUCGCCAUCUCCAAAUAGUCGAAAAUCAGGAAAACAGAUUGAGGAGGAUGGAAGGAAUGAAGGUCCAUUAAAGACGGCGGCUACGAUGCUUGCUGCUCCUUCGGCCAUCGCCGCGAAAUUUGACCACACAGUUGAGGAUACCGACAGUCCUUCCAAACCACCUCAAGUGAAAAGGAAUUCUACCCUUCGAAAGAUCAGGCAGCGGCCGCAGAGUAUCUUGGGGAAUUUUACAAGCCUCAAUUCCGUUAAUUCAUCCACCAGUAGUCUACCAGGUAGCUCAGUAGACAACAGGUCGACUCCAAGGACUUCAACUGAUAAGGUCCCGCCAUUACCGUCGGAUUUCUCGACUGAAAAGCUUCUCAGCGUUGAGACACCACGAAAACGCGACGAACUAUGGCAGACUUUUCGAGGGUUGGAAAACGACUACACAAAGUUUCAAUCCAAAUCACUAUCUUUAAAAACCAACGUCGUUCGCUCUACAUUAUUGCCAUUCCUUCGAAACAAUGCCAAUCAUCCUUCCAACAGAUGUCUGCGGCCUGAAGAUAUUGAUAGAAGAAUCAAUAUAUUUAAUAAGUGGUGGGUGGGACUUCUGGAAGUACUGGAUGGGCGUGCAAACCAGAUCGUCUCUGGCGUAGAUCGUCCGGUUUUGCUUGAAGCUAUUGUGAUGAUUAUGACAAGGCCAGAGUGGAGGCUUGGUCCAUCGCAAUUCUCACCCCUUUCGGAAAGAUCUCCAAGCCGAUCUCCCGAACGUACUGAGCGCACUUCCAUACGAGGGAGAAAAUCAUCGAGCUCGUUGAACUCGUCGGGAUCACAAUUCCUGGCCGAGUCUGUUUAUCACAAUGUUAGGAAUUUGUUCAUACAAAAUCUAACAUCUCAGAUGCAUUUUGUUGUUGCAAAAAUGUCACUCAGACAUGCUCCUGCAAGUUUGGUCACAUUUUGUGGAAAGGCUGUGGCCUAUGCUUUCUUUUUUGUGCCUGGCAUUGCAGAAAUUCUGGUUCGAAUUUGGAAGAUACCGACUGACAUAUUAAAACGUGUUGUCGACGAGUUAGGUUUACCAAAGCGACCUAACAAAACAGAAACUGAAGAAGUUGCUGCCGCAUUUCCACCACAUGUUCGAGCAUUGGGUUGGACGUCAGUGAUGACAAUGAUCAAUCAGCUUCGGGAACACCCUGCCUUGUCCAUUCUAAUUUCUAAGAUACCUUGGUACGGUCCGUGGACUGCUCGAUGGUGUGGACGAGAUAGUGAUCUUUUCUAUGUGUUUGCGAAGCAUUAUCAUAUUUUGGCUGAGGAAUUUUUACCUUUAGACCUUUCAUUUGCAAUCAAAGCACGUGCGCCAGGAUUUGUCCUAGUUCAAGCACAGAUUUUGACAGCUCUGGAUGCUACAAUUCAUCGUCAACCAGCCAGUGAACCAUUUCCAAUCACCUUCGAUGACGUACUUGCAGGUGCUGAUGCCUCCGCGGCUGCAUUGCCUCUGCCUUCAACCAAUUCUGCUAGGCUAAUGGCCGAGAAUCGCUUGAUUAUGCUUCUUCGAGACUUCCUUUCCGAACGACCUGCCGAUUUCGAGCCCGCUCGUAUGACUUUUGCGAAUGCUUUCGGUAAGAUGAUGCAAGCUUCGGCAAAAAGAACUUCUUUGUAUGACCACAAUGCAUGUUUCGUUUUGUGCGAUUUCAUGGAUGAAGCACUUUCAUUGUUUGUUCGAUUCCACCAUGCUCACGAAUUCGAAGACGAUUUUAUUGAUUGGCAUUUUUGGUUCGAUGUGUGCAGGAAGAUGCUGGAGAGUCAAAAUAGCAUGUCGGAAAUCCGCGUGUUUGCUUUCCUCUACUCUGCUUGGAAUCUUGUCACAAAUGAUGAGUCUCGAAAAGAGAUACUAUGUUUGGAGUGGUUAUUGACCGAGGAAACCUUCGAUAAGUUCUUUAAUCAUUGGUGUCCUAUGGUUCGGGCAUACUAUAUGCGCCUUUUAUGUUGGCGCUUAUGUCGAGAGGAUGGGGAGGCUUCUGAACUUGACACGUGAGUUAUUAUUGAUUUAUUUUAAAACACAGUAACUAAUCAAAACACAGAAAAAUCUUUGGCAUUGUUUGCUCCCGAAUUAAGGGUACCUGGGCAAAUUAUCUCUUUCUCAAACAAACCGCGGAGAGUUCAGAUCUCCUUCCUCCUUCCACCACACCCUGCCUUCCAGCACCUGGGCGACGACUACUUAUCAUCCGUAAUGAUACACAAAUGCCUGCGCCAAGCCUUUUCCUUGGAUUCGAUGGCUUAAUGACAACUAACAAUCCUUCCAAUUUGCCUCGGAAGCCAGUCAACGCAUACAAAAGACAUUCUCUUCUAGGUGAUUUAACACAACUGGAAAGCAAAGAAAAUGAAACUCCAAAAUUGCCUAGCGAAGCGCCAACUCCAAGCAAGAGACGAUGGACAUUUAUGGGCAGAAUAAUCCCAUCUUUAUCUCCUUCACCUGAGACGACUUCUCCUUCCACAGCUGUCAAAGCUGGAACUGAAAAGAAAGCACUUGAGGAAGCAAGAAAAGCUACAUCUGUGGCAAGAACCAGACCCACCCUUAACUCAAAAAAUUCAAGUGACAGUGAAACUCCUCCAGCUACGGCCUCUUAUCGCGCCUAUAGCUUCAAAUUUUCUUUGGAAUGGGCCCAGAAUUUUGAAAAAGUGCACUCGAUCCUUCACACUGGUAGCGCCCCAAAAGGACCAACUGGUUCCAAUAGUGCAAAUGAAAGAAAACUCACACCACCACGUCUUCCUGCUCCAGCGCAUGCGUGGCUUGCCGCUCGGGUUCCAGGAAUGAGCAAUGAAGUAUCACCCCAGGAUCCAAAAGUUAUAGGAAUAGAUAGAUUCACGCGAUCUAAAUAUGCUGGAAGGGCAUUAGCGGAAUGGGGAUUGAUUGUGGGGGAAUGCAAUAAUUUUGUCGAUAGGAGAAGAACGGAGGGAGUACCGAACUUAAAGUGGGUGGAGGUUCCUACUUUGGGGGUGGAGGGAUUUAGGAAAUUCGCUGAGUAAGAGACAUUGCAGUGAGCAGCGGUGGUAUGGCGUGCGGAGUAUGCUUGGAUUUGAAUGGAUUGGAAUAUAAAGGGCGGAGCAUCAUAGGAUAAAUGAGCAUUUUUGUACAGGAAGCAGAUGGGAACGGGAAAGUCGCAUUUCAGAAACAAUUGGAGUAGAGAGGUAAUUUAUCUAGUUGGGUGGGGCGGAUACAUGAGAUGCAUGGAUCAUGAGUACUACUUUUACAGAUACUCGACUUAACAUUCUUGCCUUUGAAAUUUAUUGGGGUUGAAUUGCAUUGGAUUGAAAUGGAUGGGAAUGGAUGGAUUGGAUUGGAUUUGAUUGGAUGGAAAUGGAAUGGAAUAACACUCCUUCUUAGCGUAUAUGAAAUACAUCUUAGAUACCUGCACAUCUGCAUACCUGGAUAGAAAAUGGGUACUGAGUUUUUUGGGGUUUUUUAAUAGAACUUUUUUGUUGUUUUUAUUAUAAUUGUGAAUACUU
Sclerotinia trifoliorum is the source of this 4883-nucleotide messenger RNA. The record is from the annotation of a GenBank genome assembly. NCBI's taxonomy places the organism in Eukaryota, Fungi, Ascomycota, Leotiomycetes, Helotiales, Sclerotiniaceae.